Molecule: messenger RNA, 1629 nt
Organism: Adineta ricciae
Lineage: Eukaryota; Metazoa; Rotifera; Eurotatoria; Adinetida; Adinetidae
Source: the annotation of a GenBank genome assembly
AUGGAUGACGACAUGGAAAUCGAACGUAUGCUGGAAGAAAGGAUGCAUGAAGAUGUACAGAAAAACCAACAGAAAGAUACUAUAGAUACAAAUGGGGAUAAAAAAGAUAAGGAUAAAGAUAAAGAUAAAAAGCAUAGGAAACACAAGCAUCAUAAACAUCACAAAUCACACAAGAGUGACAAGAAACAUGAACGUAAACGAAGUCGCUCACCAAAACGUAGUAGCUCGCCAAUCGAACGACGUCCACGCGAACCAUCACCACCUGUGUUGUCCAGUGGAAAACGCCGAGAUACGACUUCAGAAUUGCAUCAAUUAGCACAAACAUUGAAUAAACGAGCACAGGCAAGAGACGGCGGUGCAGCGUCAUCAAAAUCUGGUCGUCGAGAGAAAUCACCGGAAUUAACACCAGAAGAACGCGAUCUUCGAACUGUAUUUUGUAUGCAGCUAGCAGCAAUGAUUCGCCCGCGUGAUCUCGAAGAAUUCUUCACACGUGUUGGUAAAGUACGCGACGUUCGCUUAAUCACAGAUCCUCGAACACGGCGAUCAAAAGGUGUUGCAUACGUUGAAUUUCGUGAUUUAGCUUGUGUUCAAGCAGCUCUCGCUCUCUCAGGAGAAAAAGUUCUCGGAAUACCAAUUAUUAUCAAACCGUCCAAUGCAGAAAAGAAUCGUCUGGCGGCUCAAGCUGCACAAGCGACUGCUGCUCAAAAUGCUCUUUUGAAUAAUGGUACCGCAGCAUUGAAUGCAUCUAUUAUACCCACACAUGGACCAAUGAAAGUAUAUGUUGGAUCGUUGCAUUUCAACAUAACCGAAGAUAUGCUACGUGGAAUAUUCGAGCCGUUUGGACGAAUCGAUAACGUCACACUGAUGAAAGAUGCCGAUACAGGCCGAUCGAGAGGAUAUGGAUUUAUUCAAUUUGCACAUGCCGAAGAUGCAAAACGCGCCAUGGAAAAUCUAAAUGGUUUUGAGCUAGCUGGACGACCGAUGAAAGUUGGACAUGUUACAGAACGACCUGGUGAAGCUACUACCGGUGCUAGUCUACCUCAGUAUUCAACUGGUAUUGCUUCUGCGUUCUCUUCUUCAUCCAAUCUCGAUUCUGAUGAUCUUGACCAUCGUGGUAUUAAUCUAGGCGCUACUGGACGUUUAGCGCUAAUGGCUAAACUCAGUGAAGGCAGUGGCUUACAAAUGCCUAAACAUGCGAUGGAUGCAUUACAAGCUGCACAUAUGCAUGCAUCUAAUUCUCAGCAAGUUCGUGUUCCUGAACCACCAAAUCCUCAACAAUUAGCAACUGUCACAGCUGUUGGUACACAAUGCUUCAUGCUUUCAAACAUGUUUAAUCCAGCUAAUGAAGUUGGAAAUCCUCACUGGGUACAAGAAAUUCAAGAUGAAGUGAUCGACGAAUGUAACAAAUAUGGUGGCGUCGUGCAUAUCUAUGUGGACGAGAAAAGUCCUGACGGCAAUGUUUAUGUUAAAUGUUCAACUAUUGCCAGCGCGAUCAACACAGUCAAUGCACUUCACGGACGAUUCUUUUCUGGUCGAACCGUUGUUGGUAAUUAUAUUCCAACGCAAUCGUAUCACAAAUUGUUUCCUGCUGCGAGUACAGCAACUAAUCUUCUAAAACCCUCGUCGUGA